Messenger RNA from Cladocopium goreaui, 1449 nucleotides. The record is from the annotation of a GenBank genome assembly. Lineage: Eukaryota; Dinophyceae; Suessiales; Symbiodiniaceae.
AUGCAAACUGUCAAUGAAAGUGGAACAUUGAGAAAAGAGGCCGGCGAAUCAUUAGAGAAAGUGCGUGCUGCAACGACCGAAGCCAAAGCUUUGGCGAAGAAGGAGAUGCUGAAGGCUGCAAAGGCGAAACUGCAGCUGGAGGAUGAUCCUGGAGAGAUGGCGGUGGCCAAAGCUCGACAAUUGCUGGAGGUCGUUGAAGAAAAGGCGGAGCCCUUCAUUGGAAUUCCCAAAGGCAAAGAUGAAGGUGAGAUGCAAUGGCUGGCCAAGGAGCUCGAGCCGAUGAUUGAAGGUGUUGACGAAGCCAUCGAAUCUGCCAAGUCUGAAGUCGUCUCUCAUCCACUGAAGAUGGAGAUUGAGAUCGAAGAAGAGAUCAAAGAGGACAUCAAGGAAUACCUCAAAGAUGAGGCAAAGAAGCUGCAGAUGUCGUUGGGGCAGUUCAGCAGACGAACGCAACGAGUUCGAAACUUAGUGGCCAACUACCAGAAAGACCUGCAGGAUGCCAAGAGUAAGGAGCUGAUUGCAGAGCUAAAGCCGCAGAUUGUGGAGCAGGUGAAGGCAGUGAACGUUGAUGAUGCAGCCGCAGAGGUGACGACUCUAAUCAAGGAGGCGGAAGUGCUGUCAGAAAAAGUCCGAAUUAUGGGAAGCAUGUCCAUGGAGGAUCUUCAGGUUGCUGCCAAAGAGAUUGAUGCCAAAGUCGCGGAAGCAGCAGAUGGCCUGGAAGGUUUCCAGCAGCAGAUCUGCCCUGUGGAGGACCACAUCACUGAAGAUGUGGACGAGAAGGUGAAGCAGACCUUGCGAAAGCACAUCCUUGGUGAGUUCAAAGGACUCCGGCAAAAGGUCGACUUCUUCCAGAAUCGCGUCAAACGAGUCAAGGGCAUCCUGGACAAAUGCCAUUCCCAGAUCAGACAAAAAGAUGGCCUGAGACUCAAAGGUGUGCGGACGAAGGUUCUGGGACUGAUGGAUGUCUUCCGAGAGGACCAAGCCGGCAAAGGGUUGGAAGGACUUCCAUCCAAGGACAUCUUCGGAAUGCUAGACAGAGACAAGGAUGGUCUUAUCGGAAAGGAAGAAUUUCUCUUUUUCUUUGAUGACGUGGCGCAGCUUUUAGAGGAGAAUCAGGAAAGCCUGCGCACAUCCACAGAGGACUUGGAGAAGCUUUUCGACUUUGGCCUCAGGGAUGGGCAUGAGGGCCUUUCCUUUGAAGCCUUCGAGCGCUUGCUGAUUCGAUUUGUUCAGGUGGUGCGGCCAACGGUGAUGACGCAACAACUUACCCUGCCUGGGGAGGCGGUGCGGGAGGUCAAGCCCAACGAGAUCUUGGAAGUUCUUGCAGGACCACAGGUUACGGCGAAGAUGAAGCGUGUCUACUGCAGAUCCAAGGAUGGUGCCAUCGGCUGGGUCACGGUCAUUGGAAACGUUGGAAGCUUCUUCGUAAAAGACUUUCAGCCAGAGUGA